Molecule: messenger RNA, 1382 nt
Organism: Daldinia vernicosa
Lineage: Eukaryota; Fungi; Ascomycota; Sordariomycetes; Xylariales; Hypoxylaceae
Exons: 2
Coding region: 630-950 (106 amino acids)
Source: RefSeq, a predicted model, not a curated record
GGUUCGGAUUCGGCUUCUACUUCUGCUCCGUCUCCUCCUCAGCACUUCUUCGCCAAACGCCAGCUCCCUUCGGCUUUCACCCUGGAGCGACCAAGGCCUGCGGAAGUGCCGGCAAGGGAAUCCGGCUUCGGCUGGAAGUCUCUUGCCUGUGUUGGUGUCGCGGCUGCAGCCGUCGGCGCGGGCCUGGCUUAUGCUUGGCUUUCUUUUGCGACAUAGUCUUUCUUUUCGGUCGGUCGGUCGGUUUUCGGUUCGGUGGUAUAUAGUGAGGCGGUUUUGCAGUGCCCAUGUGUUUGUUGUGUUUUGGAUAUCCCUUCUUUCUUUUUCUUGUAUAAGUUGUCGCGGAUAACUGGAUGUUUCUUGUAAACUGUUUCGCUCGUUCGCAUCCUCUCUUUCAUCGCUCUAUUCCCUCUUACCCCCUUGCCUUAGUCGUCAUCCCUUUUCGUUCCCCCCUCUCUCUUCUCCCUCUUCGCUUUCCUUUCCCUUUUCUACCCCCCUCCUAUCCCUUUUCCUACUUCCCCCCUUUCUUAUAGAUCCAUCACUUUUUUUUAUUCAUUCAUUUGGCACACAUUCCUUUUCAUCCUACUCACCUAUGGGUCAUUCGUUUCUGGGAACUGCAAAACCGCGGGAGUAUGGGGGUCCGGGCGUUACGGCGUUGCGAGGAGGGGUAUUGGGAGAAGGUCAUUGGAUUUGGAUUUUGUUUUGUCUUUUUUUGUUUUGUUUUGUUUUGUUUCGUCUUGAACUGUUUUCAUGCGGAGUUUUGGGUUUGGUUUUUGGUUUUGUUCUUGAUUUUGUUUUGGCGUUUGGAUUUUUGGAUUUUUACAAAUUCUGCCUUGAGCAUCGACUCGGCCUUAUUGGGUGGUCGCUCGUUUGAAUUCACCUGUUUCAUUACUCUACUCUUCUGUUUCUUGUCCUGUCGUAAAAGUUCAGGUAGUCUAGUGGCUAUCUUCUGAAGUUCUACCCUUAUGCCCUUGUCAAUAUGAUAGCGUAUUCUUCGCGCCAUCGUAGAAUUUAGGGCUUGCUCCUUUGGGAUUGUUGACAUGAAGGUAAGUGUAGCCAGGUCGUUCUUCUAUAGAGAGCAUAGACAUUUGAAUUUUGAAAUAGAAAUAUGAUUGAGCGGAGAGCGCCUUUUCUGUACAUAUACAAGAACCAAUCUACUUGUGCAUUCCCUUUCGCAGUAGCUAAUUUACUACGAGCGGAGUAAACUCUCGCAGCAAUAGCUAAUCCUCUGCUUCCUCCUCCUCGUCCGAGUCCCGCCUCCGUCUCCGUUCUUCCCUACGCUUCUCUAUAAUCAAAUAGAAGUUGAAUUGGACAGAGGUGUAAUUGAAAUGGAAAGAUGUAACGUUAAGGCACUUAAAGAUGAUCCUUUUUAAAUAAAUGGCUGA